UUCUUUAAAAAAUAACUUCUUUAAAAAAGCUAGAGUUGACAAAAUUUUAAAAAGUAAUCUCAUCCAUUCAUUCACUCAUUCAACUUCAUCGUUGCGUUGUUGUCUGUCAAAUUGUACGUUUUUGUACAAGGGCGUUGUUUUUAGUUUGUAUUAAUCGGUUUUAACUAAUAAAAUAAUGGUCCAAAAAUCUAAAACGGGUUGGUUUGCCUUAGGGUUUUAUAGUUUUGCUUCGUUGUUGGUGUUGAUAGCGUUUGUUAGCCCCUAUUGGCUAGUUGCAGAUGGCAAGUUAAAGAAUCCGAAGUUUAUCAAAAUUGGAUUGUGGGAAGUAUGUUUCAAUGGGUUUGGGGAGCCCCAUCACUGGUACGACACUGUGUUUUCGGGUUGCUGGUGGAUUUUCGAGGAAGAAUACUACAUUAUACAUGACAUACUGCUUCCUGGUUUCUUCAUAGCCACACAAUUCUUUUUUGCAAUCACCAUGUGUUGUGUUCUGGCCUCAAUAUUUCUGUCAUAUUUGUUUCUGAAAAAAGACAAAGAUGAUGAUAAUUAUGUUACCCUGUUGGUAACAUUAGGAACGGUUCUGGUCAUGGGAGGAUUUUCUGGGCUCAUAUCAGUUAUAACUUUUGGGGCCAGAGGAGACGGGCGUGACUGGAUGCCCAACUGGGAGCACAAUGAUCUGGGCUGGGCAUAUGCCCUUGGAGUCAUUGGAGUGAUCUUCCUCUUCCCAGCAGGAAUUCUCUUCCUAGUUGAAGCAAGAGUACAGAAAUAUAAAAGGCUUCAUGAAAUGCAAAGUCGAGACCCUUCAUCUUACACUAUGCAUGAGAGAAAAAUUCAAUACUCAGGAGGGCACACUGAUAUCUAAUUUAUCAUAUUGAAAUAUUUUACAAUCAACAAGUGAAACAUGGUUUUGGCCUGAAUUUGUUUCACAGCUUAUAAAAUAAUGUGAAGGUUGACUAAUGAAAUAAUCCGUCCAUGAAAGUAAAAUACUUAUUUUAUAAAAGAAUCUCAUAGCUUUAAGUGCAAAUGGAAUCACAAGAAUAAUACAUUUAAUGUAUACAAAAUAAUGCUUUUAUUACUUGUGUAAGUCUUUGACUAAAUCAAUACUAUUAUUUCUUAUUCUAUGACAAUACUGUGCCUUAAUCAUGUACUGUAUGCCUUGGUAAGAUUGAACUGAUUUAAUGUUAACAGAUAAACAAAUGUAGAUUUAAAUAAGUGUGAUUUGCUUAUUGUAUUUUUAUUUUUAAAAAUGAAUACACAAAAUGAUAUUAUUUA
Molecule: messenger RNA, 1269 nt
Organism: Pectinophora gossypiella (pink bollworm)
Lineage: Eukaryota; Metazoa; Arthropoda; Insecta; Lepidoptera; Gelechiidae
Gene: kune
Exons: 3
Coding region: 176-859 (227 amino acids)
Biological process (GO): regulation of tube size, open tracheal system; septate junction assembly
Cellular component (GO): membrane; septate junction
Source: RefSeq, a predicted model, not a curated record